Acomys russatus (golden spiny mouse) is the source of this 1782-nucleotide messenger RNA. RefSeq names its product guanine deaminase (gene Gda). The coding region runs from base 72 to 1436 and encodes 454 amino acids. The transcript is spliced from 14 exons. Gene Ontology annotation, biological process: guanine catabolic process. Gene Ontology annotation, molecular function: zinc ion binding; guanine deaminase activity. Lineage: Eukaryota; Metazoa; Chordata; Mammalia; Rodentia; Muridae. Gene Ontology annotation, cellular component: cytosol. The record is from RefSeq and is a predicted model, not a curated record.
GCAGGGACCGCUCUGCGCCCGCCCGGUGCACCUUCCUCGGGCCCGUAGACUCGCGCUGCCCCGCUGCUACCAUGUGUGCGGCCCGGACGCCGCAACUGGCGCUCAUCUUCCGAGGGACUUUCGUCCACUCCACCUGGACCUGCCCCAUGGAGGUGCUUCGCGAUCACCUCCUCGGCGUGAGCGACAGCGGCAAAAUAGUGUUUCUAGAAGAAUCAUCUCAGCAAGAAAAGCUGGCCAAAGAAUGGUGCUUCAAACCUUGUGAGAUCCGAGAGCUGAGUCCCCAUGAGUUCUUCAUGCCGGGCCUUGUUGAUACGCAUAUCCAUGCCCCCCAGUACGCCUUUGCUGGAAGCAACGUAGACCUGCCACUUUUGGAGUGGCUGAGCAGGUACACGUUUCCUACAGAACAGAGGUUCCGGAACACUGAUGUGGCUGAAGAAGUCUACACCAGAGUUGUUAGGAGGACACUGAAGAAUGGGACGACCACGGCUUGCUACUUUGGAACAAUUCACACUGACUCAUCCCUGCUCCUGGCGGAAAUUACAGAUAAAUUUGGGCAGCGAGCAUAUGUGGGCAAAGUAUGCAUGGAUUUGAACGACACUGUUCCAGAAUACAAGGAGACCACGGAGGAAUCCGUCCAGGAGACAGAGAGAUUUGUGUCGGAGAUGCUUCAAAGGAAUUAUUUAAGGGUGAAACCCAUAGUGACCCCGCGCUUUUCCCUGUCUUGCACGGAGACUCUGAUGAGUGAACUUGGCAACAUCGCCAAGACCAAUGACCUGUACAUUCAGAGCCAUAUAAGUGAAAAUCGUGAAGAAGUUGAAGUUGUGAAAAGCUUAUACCCUGGUUACAAAAACUACACAGAUGUCUACGAUAAAAACAAUCUUCUGACAAACAAGACGGUGAUGGCACAUGGCUGCUACCUUUCUGAAGAAGAGCUUAACAUCUUCAGUGAACGAGGAGCAUCCAUUGCACAUUGUCCCAACUCUAACUUGUCGCUGAGCAGCGGUUUACUGAACGUGCUUGACGUCCUAAAGCAUAAAGUGAAGAUAGGGCUGGGGACAGAUGUGGCUGGUGGCUACUCCUAUUCCAUGCUUGAUGCCAUCAGAAGAGCAGUGAUGGUUUCCAAUGUCCUCUUAAUUAAUAAGGUGAAUGAAAAAAGCCUCACCCUCAAAGAAGUCUUCAGACUAGCCACUCUUGGAGGAAGCCAAGCCUUGGGGCUGGAUGGUGAGAUUGGAAACUUUGAAGUUGGCAAGGAGUUUGAUGCCCUCUUGAUCAAUCCCAAAGCUUCGGACUCCCCCAUAGAUCUGUUUUAUGGGGAAUUUAUUGGUGAUAUUUCUGAGGCUGUUAUCCAGAAGUUCCUCUAUCUAGGAGAUGAUCGAAAUAUUGAGGAGGUUUAUGUGGGUGGAAAGCAGGUGGUUCCGUUCUCCAGUUCAGUGUAAGACCCUUGGACAUCCAUGAUGUUCUCCUGGGAUGACAUGGUUCUGCAAUCUUCCUUGUGCCCAGGUGCUGGUUAGAAAGUAUGUUUAAAAAAAAAAAAGUACCGUGUUCCUUGGAUGACUUCUGUUCCCGUGUCUACUUCCAGUGCUCACUUGGUAAAUUGUGCAAAGGAAGUGCACUGCUGCUCGACUCUGGUCCGGAGCAUUUAUAAUUUCAUGACAGUGCCUCCUUGUGGGCUGUUUAGAUUUGUGUUAAGCUCACACAGAAGGCCUUGUUAGCAGCUGGCGCUGUGCUUCUAAUACUGAAGUGAAACCUUUCCAUAGGGAAAUACAGAGGGAAGAGAGAACC